Messenger RNA from Sclerotinia trifoliorum, 750 nucleotides. Lineage: Eukaryota; Fungi; Ascomycota; Leotiomycetes; Helotiales; Sclerotiniaceae. The record is from the annotation of a GenBank genome assembly.
UGAAGUCUUCUUUUCCACGUUAGGUUUCCAGCUCAGUGUAACCAUGAAGUAAAUAAGUACCAUUCAAGGAACCUGCUCCCCCUACAACUUCCGAAACAACAUGCACCAAGACGAUUCAUCCUUCAUUAGCCUUACAAUAUAUCCAGAAAAUCAGUAAUUGCAAAUUGUUCUACAAGGAAAACAGAUACGUAUGACAUGCAAGGUCUUUAGAUACAAUGAGCUGAAAACGCAGUAUUGGGAAGCGGACAAUGUGUACAGGAAUACCACCACGAGAGAUCAAUCGUUUGCAAGUGGUGCAGAGACUGUAGGGUUUUCGAGUGCGGCGGGUUCUCAAAUGGUGGUGGAUUCGAAAUCGAGGUUGGUUUCAGGAUCGGGCAGAGAAAGAGGAUCGCCGAAUACUAGUUUACUAGUGUUACCGGACCGAAGAAAUAGGAGUAAACAUGUGGCACAAAUGUGUAGCUUGACUAAUGCUGCGAGCAUAUUGACAGCUACGAGUACAACUGGUAGAAGUGUAGCGGAAAGUAUUUUGUUUGUCGGGGCAAGUACAACGACUGCAGGUGCCAGCGGUACAAAGCGUUGAACCGCGAUUGCUGCGCAAUUCAACAGUGAAGCUAAUGUUUUGAGAAAGGCGUGGUGGAUGGUGGUAUUGACGCUCAUAUUUCGGUCGAGCGGCUAGAAAUGGUCCAUGAAGAUGAGGGAGAUAAAGGAUAUGAAUUCAAGCCAUCGUUCCCUUUCUUUCUUUCUUUCCUC